Striga asiatica is the source of this 1974-nucleotide messenger RNA. The record is from the annotation of a GenBank genome assembly. Lineage: Eukaryota; Viridiplantae; Streptophyta; Magnoliopsida; Lamiales; Orobanchaceae.
CAUACUCCGAUUAAAGAGAGAGUGAUUACAAUAGUGAAGGAUCGAUAAACGUAAAUACAUAGAUAGAUAAAAAGAAAAAAAUAAUUUGAUCUAAAAUUUGGGUUGAGUUGUUUGGAUGGCAUCAGCAAUUUCAGUGUUCCCAAAGUCGUCUCUGUACGUGGGUGAUCUGGAAAAGAGUGUGGAAGAGAGCAAACUGUAUGAUCUGUUCAGCCAGGUGGCCCCCGUUGUUUCAGUUAGGGUUUGCAGGGAUCACAAUCGCCAAUCCUCACUUGGAUACGCUUACGUCAAUUUCAACACUCCUAUGGAUGCUGCUAAUGCAAGACACAUUUUGAAUUUUACCAAUGUCAAUGGAAAGCCUAUAAGGAUUAUGUUCUCUCAUAGAGAUCCUAGCCUGCGUAAGAGUGGUUACGCUAAUCUUUUCAUUAAGAAUCUUCACCCUUGUAUUGACAACAAAGCACUGCACGAAAUUUUCUCUGCCUUUGGGACUGUGCUUUCCUGCAAGGUAGCCGUUGACAACAAUGAAAUAUCAAAGGGCUAUGGUUUUGUGCAAUUUGAUGAAGAGGAAGCCGCCCAGAGUGCAAUCAAGAGGUUGAAUGGCAUGCUAAUGAACGAUAAGAAAGUGUAUGUUGGUCAUUUUUUUAACCGUCGAGAGCGAAACCCAACAAAUAAUAAUAUAUAUAAGAAUGUGUAUGUGAAGAACUUACCUGAAACAACUAGGGAUGAAGGCCUCAAGAAAAUGUUUGAAAAGUUUGGCCUCAUCACUAGUGCAGUCGUCAUGAAAGAUGAGAAUGGGAAUUCAAAAUGUUUCGGAUUCGUCAACUUUGAAAGCUCCGAGUCUGCUGCAUCUGCAGUUGAGAGUUUGAACGGGUCGUCGUUAGAUGACAAGGUAUUGUAUGUUGGGAGGGCUGCAAAGAAAGUUGAAAGGGAGGCAGAACUGAAAGCCAAAUUUGAACAAGAAAGAAUUUCUAGGUUUGAGAAAUUAAAAGCUGCUAAUUUGUACUUGAAAAAUCUACAUGACAGCAUAGAUGAUGAGAAGCUCAAGGAGUUGUUCUCCCAGUUUGGAAUGAUUACGUCGUGCAAGCUCAUUCGCGAUCCAAAUGGAGUGAGCAAGGGUGCUGGAUUUGUUGCAUUUUCCAACCCUGAAGAAGCCACAAAAGCUUUGACUGACAUGAACGGGAAGAUGGUAGGUGGAAAACCUUUGUAUAUUGCGGUAGCACAACGUAGAGAAGAAAGGAAAGCUUGGCUGCAGGCACAUUUUGCUCAGAUGCGUUCUCCCGGAACUAACAGGCUCACUCAUCAGCAACUCUAUUUUGGUCAUGGGCUAAUUCCUCAGGGACCCGCAUUCUGUUUUCAGGGCAUUCCUUCCAAUUUCUUCAUGCCAUUACAAUUCCAAAAGCAACGGUUAGCUGCCAGGAGAGGUUCAAAUCCUCAACAGCAGCCACAACAGAUGAACUCAAAUCAAGGCGCAAACAGAUACACUCCCAAUGGUCAAAACAGCGAAGAUCCUUCAAUGCUCCCUCUUUCAGUGCCGUUAUCUCGAUCAACUCUUGCUUCAGCUUUGGCCUCUGCUUCUCCCGAAAACCAGCGUAUAAUGCUUGGGGAACAAGUUUACCCUCUUGUGGAACGUAUAGAGCGCAAGCAUGCUGGAAAAGUGACGGGCAUGUUAUUGGAGAUGGACCAAACAGAGGUGCUUCACCUGAUCGAGUCCCCAGAUGCUCUCAAGAAGAAAGUGUUUGAGGCUUUGGAUGUGCUUCGUGUAGCGAUUCACAUGGCUUAAUUAACUUAACAACCAUCUUCUCACUUUGUUCAGCUAUAAGUUAGACAGACUGCUAUAUUUGUCUUCUAAAUAAUAUUGAUUGAGGUAAAUUAUUAUUGUUAUUAUUAUUUCGUGGAAGUCAGCUGUAUUAAGCAGGCUUCUGAUUUUGUUUUGUAUGCCAGAGAAAUAAUAAAUGUCAACAUUUUGACUGAUUUGAG